CCAAAGGCGAAAAAAUAUUAAAGAAAUACUAUAAAUAUCCUUGACUCAAAUAUUUUUUUUAUCAUAGAUAAAAAAUAGAAAUAUCUUAUUUCAUCCAUUCAAGACAAAUCCUUCAAUCAUAGGCAUAUAUCACAAACAGGCGAACAAAUCCCAAGAAACAAAGCCCUUAUUAUAAAGGAGGUUCCCUCAAAUUUUUCCUGAUUCCUCAUCUGUUUAUAUAUCAAAAUCGCGAAUUUGAAUUUGAGCGGUGGAUUGACCUCGAUGAGCGGUUUAGGGUUCCAGAAAAUUUCGUUAAUUGCACUCGAAAGAGGGGAUUUUUAAGCCUUAGAUUGCCUGGUUUUGGUUGCAUUACUAUCCUUGCGAUCUAUGGAAGCUUACAGGAGAUGGGUUCAGAGGAAUAAGGAAUAUGUGCAUUCUUUGGAGUCUUUAGCUAAUGGUUUAACAUGGCUUCUCCCAGAACGAUUUUCAGAAUCAGAAAUCGGACCAGAAGCAGUUACAUCCCUUUUGGGUAUUAUCACUACCAUCAACAACCACAUACUCGAGACGCCUCCAACACGGGCACGAACAGGGCUUGCAGAGUCUUCUUCUUUCCCUUUGUCACUCUGCAUAACUUUGCUUAAGGACAUGGAAACUCUCGUUGAAGUUGUUGCCCAGCAAUAUUAUGGUGAAGAGAAAAAAUGGAACUUCAUGGCCUUAACAGAAUCCAUCAAGGCAUUACUCAGGUUAGCAGUUUUGCGGAAAAAUGGUUACAAAAUGCUUUUGCAUGGUGGGGAGAGUAGUAAUGACGGGUGUGAAUUAGAUUCUCGUAUAAAUGGGCUUCCUUCGGGCCCAGGCCCGCAAACUCCAUGGAAUCUUGAAGGAAGGGCCUUGUCUGCCUUAAGUAGGUUUGGUGAAAAUGCUAGGUCAGUGUCUGAGCCCACUUGGUUGCGUCGAGUGCAUCACCAGCAGGAAAUCUUGGAGCCUCCAACACUGGUGAAGGAGAAACCUAAUCUCUCGACUUUCUUGUCCGCAAAGGGUAUUUCCGGGGGCCUGUUUUUAACAGGAGAGGUUAUGUUCAUCUUAAGACCGCUCGUUUAUGUGUUGCUAAUAAGAAGAUAUGGUGCCCGCUCAUGGCUUCCAUGGCUUACUUCUUUAUUAGUAGAUCUUAUUGGACAUGGAAUUAUUUCAACAGUCACAGUAUCGAGUCGCCUUAGCAAGGAUUUUAAACUUUCCACUAUCGAGAAAAAUGAGUUAAAAAGGCGAAAGUUUCUAUGGGCUCUUUACCUCAUGAGAGAUCCUUUUUUCACCAAGUAUACCCGGCAAAGACUUGAUAGAACCGAAAAGCUACUAGAGCCUAUUCCCAUUAUCGGGCUUCUUACUGAGAAACUUGUCGAACUUCUGGUUGGAGCUCAAACGAGGUACACGUACAUGUCUGGUUCAUGAUUUCAACAGGUCCUACAGGCUACAAGAUUUACUUGUGGAACUCAUAUAUUUUGCCUUGCGAUUCUGUUGUAGCAUUAGAUCGUCGUUAGGUUAAAUUAAUUUUUGUAAUCUGUCUUGAUUUUCUGUUUUUAAUUAUUAUUAUUAUUUACUGCUGUGAUGAUGAUGAUGAUGAUGAU
Molecule: messenger RNA, 1598 nt
Organism: Striga asiatica
Lineage: Eukaryota; Viridiplantae; Streptophyta; Magnoliopsida; Lamiales; Orobanchaceae
Source: the annotation of a GenBank genome assembly